CCACUUCAAUAUUAUAAUCUGCAUCAUCAAAUCUUUAUAUAUAGCUUCACUUUUCUCACUCUCUACACUUCAAAUUCAAAAAAAAAAAAAAAAGAAAAAUGAAUAAUCUGCCACAAAACCCUAAAAACCAUUCACACAGGGCCCAAAAGAAGAGGCUGAGCCAGGAGCAAGUGCGGCUCCUGGAGGCAAGCUUCGACGCCGCCAAGAAGCUGGAGCCGGAGCACAAGUUCCAGCUGGCGCGCCAGCUGGGCGUACCGCCGCGGCAGAUCGCCAUUUGGUACCAGAACAAGAGGGCCCGUUGGAAGAAUCAGAGCUUGGAGCUCGACUGCGGCUCGCUCCAGGUGCGGCUCGAAGCAGCCGAAGCCGAGAAGGAGCGGCUGGAGAGACAAGUCGCCAGCCUUCGAGGGGAGCUUAAACGAGCUCAGGAUUCGUUGUCGGGGUUCAGACAGCUGGCGGCGGCGCAAGCACCUCCGGUUUCGUCUCUGUCGAGUACCUGCUGCGAUGAGGGAGGCGGGAGCUCAAGCCUGAACGACGACGUGGGUUGCUCGGCGAACUGGGCGAACGGCGGCGGCGGCGGUGGCGCCGGCGACGCUUUGCAAUUUGAAGAGCUGUAUGCUUGCUUGAUGCUGGGUGCGGGAAAGGGAUCAAACACGUGUGGUCCAAUUACAGAUCAAAUAUAUGGGGUCAACGAAAGAGAUUUUAAUUUUGGGUAUAAUAUUUGAUUCAUUUUGGAUAAAACAAAAAAAAAAUGGAGAAGUAAUUUUAAUUAUUAGUUUGGGUUUGAUCAAUAAAAUGUACAAUUAUAUAUAAAUAAUUUAUAUUUAAUU
Messenger RNA from Erythranthe guttata (spotted monkey flower), 827 nucleotides. It is a transcript of the gene HB52, whose product is annotated as homeobox protein 52. The record is from RefSeq and is a predicted model, not a curated record. Gene Ontology annotation, cellular component: nucleus. NCBI's taxonomy places the organism in Eukaryota, Viridiplantae, Streptophyta, Magnoliopsida, Lamiales, Phrymaceae. Gene Ontology annotation, molecular function: DNA-binding transcription factor activity, RNA polymerase II-specific; sequence-specific DNA binding. Gene Ontology annotation, biological process: positive regulation of DNA-templated transcription.